CAUUGAUGCAAGCCCCCACUGGUCGUGCUACAGCAUUGACUGCAAGCCCCCGCUGGGGGUCCCAAAGCAAAGACAAGAGCCUAGACAGUACAGACCUGGACACAAGACUGAUGGUCCCACAGCACAGACCUGAACAAAAGAAGACUGGUGGUCCCACAGCACAGACCUGGACACAAGACUGGUGGUCCCACAGCACAGACCUGGACACAAGACUGGUGGUCCCACAGCACAGACCUGGACACAAGACUGGUGGUCCCACAGCACAGACCUGGACACAAGACUGGUGGUCCCACAGCACAGACCUGGACACAAGACUGGUGGUCCCACAGCACAGACCUGGACACAAGACUGGUGGUCCCACAGCACAGACCUGUACACAAGACUGGUGGUCCCACAGCACAGACCUGGACACAAGACUGGUGGUCCCACAGCACAGACCUGGACACAAGACUGGUGGUCCCACAGCACAGACCUGUACACAAGACUGGUGGUCCCACAGCACAGACCUGUACACAAGACUGGUGGUCCCACAGCACAGACCUGUACACAAGACUGGUGGUCCCACAGCACAGACCUGUACACAAGACUGGUGGUCCCACAGCACAGACCUGUACACAAGACUGGUGGUCCCACAGCACAGACCUGGACACAAGACUGAUGGUCACACAGCACAGACCUGUACACAAGACUGGUGGUCACACAGCACAGACCUGUACACAAGACUGGUGGUCACACAGCACAGACCUGUAUAUAAGACUGAUGGUCCCAUCAAUCAGGUUAGUGUUUGCUUGGCUUCAUCAGUUGUUGGCCAUGUCACAUGGGUAGAUUAAGGCUACACCUGUCCAUCCUAACAUGACGGACCUGUCGUGUACACAGGCUGUGAUGUUCAACACCACACAGCUUGCAGUUACGCCGUCACCCACGUGGCACGGCCCUUAGGGGCUGCAGUGUGCACAUUCAAUACUGAUAGUGCCCCAUGAAGCCUGGACAGAUCCCUUCUGGGGUCAAGUUCUUGGGGUUAUGGGACAACAUUAUGGUGCGUCUGGCGCCCGC
This is a messenger RNA of Bufo bufo (common toad), 1053 nucleotides long. RefSeq lists its product as uncharacterized. The transcript is spliced from 2 exons. The record is from RefSeq and is a predicted model, not a curated record. Lineage: Eukaryota; Metazoa; Chordata; Amphibia; Anura; Bufonidae. Bases 6 to 830 code for a protein of 274 amino acids.